CACAUGACAUGAGUGCUUGAAAGACAUUUAACCAACAAGCUAGUCGUUAUUACAGUUGUGUUCAUACAGUAAGCUAACAGUAAGAAAAGCAAACCAUAUGGUAACUGAAGAGUGCUAGCAGCAGCUAACUCCAUUAUAUUGCUGCAGAGGUCAGAUAGCCAUUAACCCGUCAAGUUAGCCAGUGUUUACCCUCCACAUGAGUGCAGCUAGCUAACCAAACAUGGACACACUCAGGAGUUUAAAACCUUUAUUUUCCUCUUCUCAACACUGGAUACCUGUCAGGUGUUUACAGCCCAGAUAUUACUGUAAAGCAGCUAACACAGGUGUAACUUCAGGAGAGAGGAGGACAACGUUGAAUAAGUUCAAGACUCAGAUAUCCUCUGGUCCAAGUCUUCAGGAUUUUAUCAAAGGAACUUCAGUUAAACAGACUUAUGUUGCAGACACAGAGUACUUUGAUAAACAUGAAUAUCUGUCUGAGGAGUUGGAGAUGGGGAAUUCGAGGAAAGUGUAUUUUGAAACCUAUGGAUGUCAAAUGAAUGUAAAUGACACAGAUAUAGCCUGGUCCAUUCUACAGAGGAAGGGUUAUCUCCGCACAGUCAACUUGAAUGAGGCGGAUGUUGUCCUUCUGGUAACAUGCUCCAUUAGAGAGAAAGCUGAACAAACUAUUUGGAAUAGAUUACAACAACUGACAGCUAUGAAGAGGAAGCGCUUAAAGAGCCAAACACCAAUGAAAAUUGGGAUUUUAGGUUGUAUGGCAGAGAGGUUAAAGACGGAGCUUUUGGAACGGGAGAAGCUUGUAGAUGUUCUUGCCGGUCCUGACGCCUACCGGGAUCUCCCCCGCCUCUUGACUGUAGCAGAUGGAGGUCAGCAGGCUAGCAAUGUGCUGCUGUCUCUAGAGGAGACCUACGCUGACAUCAUGCCCGUCCACCAUGCUCCUCAGGGAAACAGCGCUUUUGUGUCCAUCAUGCGAGGCUGUGACAACAUGUGCAGUUACUGCAUUGUUCCCUUCACACGAGGGAGAGAGAGGAGUCGACCUGUCAGCUCCAUUCUUGAGGAAGUUCGUAUGUUGUCUGACCAGGGUGUGAAGGAGGUGACGCUGCUGGGUCAGAACGUGAACAGCUACAGAGACACAUCAGAAGAACAGUUCUGCAGCGAGGAUGCGACCAAGCUGAGCCGCGGCUUCACCACCGUCUACAGAACCAAACGUGGAGGUCUGCGCUUCUCUGACCUGCUGGACAGAGUGUCGCUAAUCGAUCCUGACAUGAGGAUCAGAUUCACCUCCCCGCACCCUAAGGACUUUCCUGACGAGGUUUUGCAUCUAAUUGCGGAGCGAGGGAACAUUUGUAAGCAACUCCACCUUCCAGCCCAGAGCGGCAGCAGUCAGGUCUUAAAGGCCAUGCGACGUGGCUACACAAGAGAGGCCUAUCUUGAACUUGUGCAGAAUGUUAAGAGAAUUAUCCCAGAUGUGAGUCUCAGCAGUGACUUCAUCUCAGGCUUCUGUGGUGAGACAGAAGAGGACCACCAACAGACUCUGUCUCUGAUUAGGGAAGUGGGCUACAAUGUCGGCUUCCUUUUCGCCUACAGUAUGAGAAAGAAAACCCACGCCUUCCACCGGCUACAGGACGACGUGCCGGCAGAGGUGAAGCAGCGGAGGCUUCAGGAGUGUAUCAGUGUGUUCAGAGAGGAAGCUGCAGGGGUCAACGCAGCUCUGAUCGGCAGCACACAGCUUGUCCUGGUAGAGGGAGAGAGUAAAAGAUCUGCCAAAGAUCUGUGUGGGAGAACUGAUGGCAACAUGAAAGUGAUUUUCCCCAAAGAGGAUGUUGCUGUUCAGCCUAUGGAAUCCAACACUGCACCAAUCAGAGCUGGAGACUAUGUGCUGGUGAAGAUAUCAUCAGCUAACUCUCAGAGCCUGAGAGGUGAAGCCCUCAGUCACAGCUCCCUGAGAGGCACUCUGAUGCCCUAUGAGAUUCUGCCUAGCCACCAACUCGAUGGACAUCAAGUUCAGACUCAGACACAACCAUGAUCAAAACAUGGCUUUGAUUGACACAGGUGACACCACAAAAAAAAAGCAACCCUCGCACACACCUUCUUCUUCUCUUAUCUGACUGUGAAAACAUGUGGAAUGGGAAUUCUCGAGUUCAUAACUGAUGAAAGAUGAGCUAUAAAAACUGCAAUCUGCAAAUUCUAUAUUUAUAAUGUGUAUGUACAUAUUAAACUGCUUAAGAUACUGAAACAUAUUUAAAUCAUACGGUUUGUUUAAUAAAUACCACAGCAGUUGA
Messenger RNA from Scomber japonicus (chub mackerel), 2279 nucleotides. It is a transcript of the gene cdk5rap1, whose product is annotated as CDK5 regulatory subunit associated protein 1. Gene Ontology annotation, biological process: negative regulation of cyclin-dependent protein serine/threonine kinase activity; tRNA modification. Gene Ontology annotation, molecular function: tRNA-2-methylthio-N(6)-dimethylallyladenosine(37) synthase activity; 4 iron, 4 sulfur cluster binding. Bases 221 to 2023 code for a protein of 600 amino acids. Lineage: Eukaryota; Metazoa; Chordata; Actinopteri; Scombriformes; Scombridae. Gene Ontology annotation, cellular component: cytosol; mitochondrion. The record is from RefSeq and is a predicted model, not a curated record. The transcript is spliced from 13 exons.